Nymphalis io (European peacock) is the source of this 5564-nucleotide messenger RNA. RefSeq lists its product as uncharacterized. Gene Ontology annotation, cellular component: kinetochore microtubule; RZZ complex; cytoplasm. The record is from RefSeq and is a predicted model, not a curated record. The transcript is spliced from 2 exons. Gene Ontology annotation, molecular function: small GTPase binding. NCBI's taxonomy places the organism in Eukaryota, Metazoa, Arthropoda, Insecta, Lepidoptera, Nymphalidae. Bases 105 to 5564 code for a protein of 1819 amino acids. Gene Ontology annotation, biological process: mitotic spindle assembly checkpoint signaling; protein localization to kinetochore involved in kinetochore assembly; mitotic sister chromatid segregation.
UAAAUUUUACUUUCCGUUAACUAAAUUUCUGAAGUGGUAGAAUAUUUGAUGAAAAUUAGCAUAUAUAAAAUUAAUCCCAAUAAAAGUUCAUAUUAGUCCUAAUUAUGACUAUUAUACAAAAGUGCUUGCAGAAGAUUCAACCUGCUAAAACAUUAAGCAAUAUAAGUGCAGAAUUUGCUUUUCCAAAUGUUGUGAUUUUUGAAGAAAAAACGAAUGUUCGUAUUUGUGAUAUUACAAAACCUGAAAAUACAAAUGAUGUACACUCAUUUCACAAAGAAAUAUCAAAUUAUAUUUUAUAUGGGCACCAUCUAUGGUUGUUGCUAAUCUCUGGCGAAAUUUAUGUUAUACAUAUAAUUAAAAAAUCCAUUAUACAAGUGCAAUGCAACAGCCUUGCUAAUUAUAAAAUUCAAAGAUUCAUAAUCCAUAACUCCAAUUUAAUUUUCGUCAGUGAAAGCGGUGAACGUCUUUGUGUCCAUUUAAUUGAGCAAACAUUGGAGGAAGCGUUUUUUAAGGGAGCACACGAUAUCACGAUCUCUUUCGAAAAAUAUCCUUCGUCAAUUAACACAAAUAUUACAUUCCAUAGCUAUGAAAAAGAAACCACUAUAUACAUAGAUGAAGGAAAACUUGUGGUCAAAUGUAAUACUUCUGGCCUGGUGGAUGUUAUAAAAGCUAACACAGAGUUGCAAUAUGUCGCUCAGUGGAAUGAUAUGAAUGUUAUAUGUGAUGAUGUGAAUAUGUGGAUUUUAAACCAACAGUUUGAUUUAGUUUUUAAAUUUGAGAGUAAUAAUGAUCAUUACUAUCCAUUGGCAGCUAAAAAUGAUAUUUUUUAUUAUGUGAUAUGGAAAAAAGAUGAGAUUGGAAUAUACCACGCUUCAAUUUCUGAAUAUACAGAAGAUAAAAGAGAUGAUUUAUCAAUUAAUCUAAAGAAGAGCUUAUCAUCGCAAGAAACACUCAAAUUGCAAUUGAAAUCUUUAGUUGAGGAUGCAAUUAUUCAAAAUACCCCACCCAACCAGGUACUCCCUCAGUUACAAGUACUAUUUAAUGACAUUGAAGACUUCAACCAUCUCAUAACCAUAGCUUCAAAGCUUUGUCACAAAAGUCUAUUGUACAAAACAAUUUUAUAUCAACUUCAAAAACGAAUUUGUUCUACUGAAGACGAAAUUUUAAUUGAACUUAUUUGUGAUAUAAUAAUUAAAACAGAUUUAUUAGAAUAUGUCCAAUUUAGAGGAGGGAGUUAUUAUGAUGAUGUAAAUAUAUUUGAAAUGGAUUUUAUUCAACUUUGUGUAACAUUUAUAUCAAAAUCUGAUUUGGAUUUAGCAUCCAUAUGUUGGAUAAAAUAUUCUGAAAUAAAACCAACACCAAGCUUGGACGACGUAACUCUUAUUUUAAAUGCAAUACCAUUAAAUAUCAAAAUGGGGGCACUUGUAAUUUGGUUCCGUAACUUUGUUCCUUCUCUUUUAGAUCAAAAUCCAUUUUACAUUGACUUGUUUGUAAAGUGGACUACAGACAGAGUAUUUUUGUUAGAACAGUCAACUUAUUGGCCAAAAAUAGGUCUCAAAUUCAUUUCAGCUAUAGUAGAAGUUUUAGAAACAUCAAUUAAAACUAUAUGUAUCAGACCAAUUUCAAUUGAUGAUCUUGAUGUUAUAAAAGAUCAUAUAAACUAUGUACUAGAACUAAAAGAAAAAUACAAAAUCAACAUGUUACUAAGUGAAUUCAGUUCACAGAGUCCUUCUGAAAUUGCACUUAUUAUGUUACGUAGAUGCUAUACAGAAGAUCUUGAAGCAUUUUUACAAGAAAGUUUACCAACAUAUGCUUCUCGACAUUUUCUAGAAAUAGACGACACAUUACGUUCAUUUAUAGAAAGUGAAGCUGCAAGUAGUGGAGGCAGUGUGGAUGGACAGCGUUUUAAGAUACUUCUUAAUGCUUUUCAUUAUCCUAACAACAGGCUUGAAUGUCUUUUGAAUGUGCUCAAACUUUUAGAUGUGCCAUGGAAUCCAAUUGUGUUUACAAUAGCAACCACAGCGGCUGCCUUAACUCAUACUGAUUUUACUAUCACUGAUACUGAUCGUAAUCUUGCAAAUGAAAUAUACAAAGAGUUAAAUUAUGCAAAAAUUAAAGUUAUUUUGAAGAAAUAUAAUUUUCCUUUAACAUGUACUGAUUACACAUUAGUAAUUCAUAAAUUAAUUAAUAAUUCCAUAGUAGAUUUGGAUGAUUUGAAAGUCAUUACAACCAUUUUAACUAAUUUGUCUCUUUAUGCUAAUAGUUUAUACAUCGACAAAUGUUUGCAAAAUAGUGAAACAAAAUUAGCAUUGGAAUAUUUGAAAAGUCUAUGUAAUAGAAGCCAAAAAAUAUUAAUUAAGACAAUGCAAAACAAAUAUGAGCAAAUUAUUAUGGGCAUAACUUCAAAUCCACAACUGGAAAGGAAUUAUAUUGACUUCCUAAAAGGAUCUUCAUUAUUGGAUAAAAUAAUAAUAAAUCGCAUUGAUAAUUUAUACUAUCUUAAAAAUGCAUAUAAUAUUAAAUUAAGUAUAAAUACCAUAUUUAGUAAUAAAAAUCGCAAAAGCGAAUUAAAAAUGUUUAAUGAUGGAGAAGAAAUUACAUCGAGUUCUGGGCGAGGAAGAUGUAUUUCACAGUUAAUGAGCAGAGACAUCUACCAGCAAUCAAAACUAAUAUCCUUACUACGUCGAAGUUCUUCAAGUCGAAACGCGAAAAUGCUAGUUGAAAACUUAGUACUAUUUGGAGAUCCAAAAUCUGGAAAUAAAAAAACUAAUUUGUCUCAAUAUAAAGAUGAACGUAACUCGGCUGAUUUGGUAGAGUCGUAUAAUAUACUUUCGGAAGUCGUGUCUUGUUGUGAUGAAGAAUAUCUACACCAUUUGUUGAAAUGUCUGUCAAUGUUGAACGCGUUAUUACAUUCUAGCAUAAUUUUGAAAAACCUUGCUUUGGCAUGGAAGUUCCAAUACAUAUUUUUACCGAUGUCGUCAAUCAACGGCUUAAAUGAUUUAAUUAAUUACUACACUUCUGAUUCUUUAAAUGACUUUUUUGAAUCUGAUGUUUCGGAAAUUUUAACAAAGAGCGAUUUUAUACCAUUUAGAAUAUUUUCAAAUAUAAUCCAUAAUACGUUAAAUACAGAAAGAGCAUUAUCCAAUGAGUUUAAAAAAGUAAGAGAGAAGGUUGUUAAAAAACUCAUCACAAAAGUUGUAGCCUCUCAAGAUAUAGAUCAAAUUUUGGUCACAUGCUUAUUACUUAUAUUAAAAAAUACUGAUGUAAUCAAAGAUAAAAUUUGGAUCUUGGAGAUAUUAAGAGGGCAAUCAGAAUCCUUACCCCCCGCUGCAGUGCAUUAUCUUUCUUCAGCAAUUAUUCGUCGUACCUUUGAGCUUGAAAAUAUUUUACCUGAAAGUAAUUUAUCAUACCCACCACAAUAUACACUGAAAUCUAAAUUUAAUAUUAAUUUAUCGGAAAUCGCCCUACCGGAAAACACUGAGGAAACAUGGGAUGCAAAGGUUCUAUUAUUUUAUAUAUUAAGACAUUACCCACAUACACCAUACGAUAGACUUAUUGAGUUAUGUCAUACGCUAAAUAUUCCUAAAAACGAUGGAUUCUCUCUAUUAUUAAUAUCUGUACUGGCAAAUUGGGAAUUGAAGUAUAAAAUUUUCGAAAACGAUUUAGGUAAUCGUCAAAUAAUCACGGAAAAUGAUGUAACAAGUUUAACAUCGAAAUGUUCUAUACUUUGGCAAAGUAUAGAAGACAAAGAAUUUUUGAAGGACGUAUUAAAUGAUUUUUGGAAAAAUGGUGAAGUUAUAAUACAUGGAUGUCUUAUAUCCAUCAACCCUUAUUAUUAUGAAGUGUACCUAUGCAUAUAUCAAUUAAUUUUUUCGACGCCUGCUGAAUUAAAAGUAAUAAGAGAGUAUUAUUUACUACAAUUUUUAAAAGAAUAUAAGAGAAAAAGUACUCCAAAACAAUAUGAGUACGAACUUUUUUCUGUUAAAGGUAUGUUUCCCGAAAUCGGACACUAUCGUCUACCUUUUCAUCUAUUUAUGCGAGACGAUAUGUGGUCAAAUUUAAAAUCGGAGAUUACAUUAGAAACUUACGAAUCCUGGCUACCAGUUGUUGCUUUGCUUUCUCUGGACGGUGAUUUACAGACGGCAAGGGAUAUGAUAUGUAGCAAUGCGGUAAAACAAACUAUGACUUCUCGUAAAAGAUACGAAAGCAAUGAGAUUGAUUCCAAAGAUAGUGAACCUUGGAGAUUAACAUCACGAGAAGAGCCUCUGCUCCGGACUGCCCACCGUUGUGUGAGAUAUAUUGCUAAUAUGGAAUGGGCAGGUGCAUGUCUAUUUUAUGUUCUGCAAGGUUGCACCAGAGGAGCUGAUCAAGUUGCAGCUGCUCAACUUUGUUACCAGUUUUCACAACGUUGGGCGACUAUUCAACCAGGUAAUCGUGCUGUUAGACAAAUGGAAAGACUUCAUUCUACACUUUCAACGAGACAUGUACUGUAUAAGAUUAAUUGGGCCCGAGAAGAACUUUUACGUCUUUCAUCAGAGCCCAUUCAACUUAUCCAUGCAUUGUAUCUUCAUCCUGAUUUUAUUGAUAAAAUAACUCGUUACGAUAUAAAUCGAGCAGCCAAUGAGAUAGCUGACAAAAAUAAUAUUAACAUAAGUUCAAUCAGAAUCCAGCUAUUAGAGAAUAUUCUUGAUAAAAGACAAAAAGAAAAGGACAAUUCGCCUGGGUUAGAUACUAAAGACUUAAUAACAGCAAAAUACAUUUUGAAAGCAACUUGUUCGAAAAUGGGGGCUAUUUAUUUAUCUAGAAUCGCAUUCGAUGAUGACAGUGACUAUAAUAAAUGCAAACAAUUACGAGCUUUGCAAUGUUUGAUGAGCGUAGUUGAACCGGAUACUGCUAUCAAAGUUAGUAACCGGGAACGAGGUGUUCUUUGGAAGUAUUUAUUAGAGCUUUUAUACAUCGUAUAUCUGGAGAAAAUUGAUAUGCCCUGGGUUGUAGCAACCUUUAUGCAAAAUAAAACACUCGCUCUUAACCAGUUAUUGCAGGUGUCAGGAAAUAAUAUAGAUAGUUUAAAAAUUGUAGGUGAAUUAGCACAUCGAUUUGGAAAUGUACAAAUUAUUCGCCAAAUUAUACCUAUGCUGUUGCGAGUUUCGUUAAUCGAGGACAUGAUUCCUUUGUUGUUGAAGAUCCAACAUACACCUGACAACAUUAUAUAUACAGCAUGGCGAGCAAUCAUUUUGUCUCCUUUCCAACGCGCUGAUUACCCCAUCACUGAUCGUCAAAAAUCGCAAUGUCUUAAAUCCUUAAAUUUAUUACCAGUGUGCCCAGUAAUUAAAGAUGAAGAUUUAAUUGAAAUAUGGAAAAAUUGUGUUAGGUGUAAAUGUUUAGGUUUAGGCUGCUUAUUACUACCCUAUUUGACUCCUAAGGCUAGGCAGUCAUUAAAUGAACUUCAAAAGAUUGAUAAAAGAAGUCUAAUCAUAAGUUUAAAAAAUUUGUACUCUGAAAGUUAUCUUGUGCCUGGUGCCAUGUAUGUUUUAGACAAUUUAACUAAAAAGUCAUACAGAUGA